GUCACAGUGGAAGGCGGCAAAACAGUAGUGCGUUCAGUUCGUGCAGGGUGACAGAAAACGUUCAAACUAAGUGGCAGCGUUUCAACUUCAAAAUGGUGAAAAGCUGCUGUGUGCUUAGCUGUAAAAACGCUUUCACCAAAGACUCGGAUCUUUCUUUUCAGAGAAUACCGAGAGACCCGGAAGCGAGGAGGAAAUGGCUCUCUGCGAUCCGGAGAAACAACUGGAACCCAGGCGAAGAUACCUGGAUCUGCGGUUGCCAUUUUGUGUCAGGGAAAAGGAGUUAUGAUCCCCGGCACCCCGACUUCGUGCCGAGUUUGUUCCAGUACACCACCAUCGCUGGUCGAGUCCAGGCUGUCAAGAACCUGAAGAGUUACCUACAGAGGAAGGCGGUCACCAAGAAAAACCUGCUCGCCAGCACAAAUAGAGAGGUGGCUGCCAUGCCUGACCUGAGCCUGCAGCGAGUUUCCGCAUCAGUGAUAGAGGCACACAAUGUUCAAUUCCAAGUCAUCGAGAUCCAGACGGAGAGGGCCCCCGCUGACAUCGCCCCCUUAAUUGAACGCGUCGAAUCGCUGAAUGCUGAUGUGAUUAAAGAGGAGCCACACGAUGGGAUCACCUCUUUUCACCACCAGCUUCAAUCUUUAAAUACUGAAUUAACAGGAGAAGAGACACACCCUGACAUCACCUCUUUACACGAUCAGACUGAACCUUUAAAAGGUGGAAUCAAGACGGAGGAGGAGCACAUGGACAUCACCUCCUCACAUGGACACAAUCCGUCUCUAUGGGCUGAAGUUAAACCCGAAGACACAUCCACUGAAUUGGACUCCCUACAUGUUCAGUUUGAAUCUAUGCAAGACGAAGUGAAGACAGAGAACCAUGUGGACGUCGCCCCCUGGUGUGGACAGGUGGAACCUUUAAAUGCUGAAGUGAGAACAGAGGAGACGAACGGCGACGUCGCGUCUCUGCAUGAACGGAUUCGGUCUCUGAACGCCGAGUGUCAGUCUCUGAGGGAUAAAGUUCACCGACUAGAAAACACGGAGUCAGUGCAGGACGUCAUCAUGAAGGCCGUCCCCAGACUCAACGAGCGGGAUUAUCAGGAUCUAAUCACACAUCUGGCCGGCAUCGGUGUGAAGACAGAAUGUGGUAUACAGCUUGUUACCUUUAAAGAGUUAAAAGAUAUCGUCCCACUUCUUGGGGGCCAAAGACUCGUCAACGUCCUCGGGAACAGAGGCAGUAAAAAUGUUACACCUGGCAAGCUAAGGAACUCUAAGCCAGGCUCCUCAUGUUCUAACAUAUCACCCAUCGCCCCUAUUCAGAGCAAUGACUGGGUGUCGUCGUAUCAAGUCCCAUGGGAGAAAAUGAGUCCACAUUUGCGACAAUGUGUCGCACAAGGCAAGCGACCCAGGAAGCAGGACCAUUUGGCCAUGGUGAGAAUCAUUGUGGAUUCAAUCCGUGAAUUAUGCUUGAACCCUUCCAGAGGCCAGUGUUCACAAAUCGCCAAAGGAAUCACUGACAAGUACCCCCAAAGCUUUGCUGAUCUAACACGGGAAGGAGAGUGGAUUGGCUGUGGUUAUGGCUCCUUGUUGAAGAAGAUAAAAUCGAGGAUUGAAAACGUAAACCGUGACAACAGACAGGUGAGAGUUAGAAGAGUGAAACAUCGACGGAUUGAUGACCGCAAGCCUGUAUCCAGCAUCAAGGCUUCAGCGUCAGAGUGUUCAAAAACGGAAAGUUAUGGCUGCACCCUGAUGGCUCCAAAUGCCAGGCAAGGUACAUGGUCAGCCGGGCUACUGGCAGGAGGAUCCACAGGAAGAUCUCCAGCCUCAACGACCAUGUGGCAACUCUCAUCAGAGAGAUCGUGGACUUUGUCUGACGGCAUCCCUGAAACCCACAGACAGUGACACAUACAACACUAUUGUUAUUCUUUUUUAUGCUGGUGGUCAUCCUUUUCAGCAUAACCAAGAUAAAAAACUACUCUGCUCUAUAAAUGUGUUCGAUGUUGAUGACUGACUGGCCAUAGCACACACACAUUACACCUUGCACCACUCUUUUCACUCUCUCUCUUUUGUGCACCUGAUUUUUGUCCGUUUGACAGUAACAGGUGGAGGGCGGGGCUUAAUUUAUGUAACAGGCCAAACAAUUUUGGCAUGGAGGGAAAGUUAAAGUGUCUUUGACCACUUUGUAAAGUUACAUUAUGAAAACAAUAACAUGACAUGCUUUGUUUGUGCAGUCUCUACUGGGAACGAGUGGAAACUAAUCUUUAUCUUGUAGUGGGACUACAAGUUGCUACAGGGUGGCACACAACAAUGCAAUGCCGACUUCCUUCCUCCUCUUUCUUUGCUAUAUCUUCAUCAACCGUGAGAAAGCGGGAAGUACUCAUCCGCACACUUGUAUCCCAGAAGUUGAUAGAUGCCAUCUUGUGCACGGAGCGGAUUGCAUCGUUGUGAAGAGAUGUGGUCUCACACAUUUCCAAGUUGCCCUCAGGAACCUGGGGUAAUUUAUCAUUACACGAUCAAUCAUUUUGAUGAUCAAAUGAAUAAAGCAACUUCAGACAGGACAAAUGUUAAAGUAAUUAUUUAUUGGGUAUGGUUUCUUUACAGAACCAUAUUGUUAGUAAAUUCCCAGUAAAA
Messenger RNA from Labrus mixtus (cuckoo wrasse), 2624 nucleotides. RefSeq names its product THAP domain-containing protein 11-like. Gene Ontology annotation, molecular function: sequence-specific DNA binding. The record is from RefSeq and is a predicted model, not a curated record. The transcript has 4 exons. Bases 93 to 1895 code for a protein of 600 amino acids. Lineage: Eukaryota; Metazoa; Chordata; Actinopteri; Labriformes; Labridae.